Molecule: messenger RNA, 683 nt
Organism: Aspergillus novofumigatus IBT 16806
Lineage: Eukaryota; Fungi; Ascomycota; Eurotiomycetes; Eurotiales; Aspergillaceae
Exons: 3
Coding region: 51-683 (210 amino acids)
Source: RefSeq, a predicted model, not a curated record
UUUCUGACCUCCCUGUGCUGCAUUCAAGGUCACUUGAGCUAGACUUGCGAAUGAGAAAACCGCUGCCCACUAUGGAUCCGCUGCCAACCGUGUCACUUGCCAAGCUCAUCGAUGGUGAUAUUGGGACGGUGAACGAGCUCACUUCCGCCUGUUGUGACAUUGGCUUUCUAACUUGGACCUGUGCAAUCGCCGCUGAUGUCACGCCCCAGAUCCCCAAUAAUGCGCUCUUCGACCUCGACCCCAAACAUGCCCAUGACGGCUCCGGAGCCACUGACGUCCAAGUGGGAUCUCUGGAAGACUUUCUCUCUCGCGACCUGAAAGACUGCAUCGCAAGUGCGAGCUAUCAACGAACAGGUCUUGGUCUACUCAAGUAUCUGCCUUACGGCAGUAGUGACGCGAAUAUUGGCCACAUUGCACAUACCAACCUUGGAGACUGGCAAUCGUCUUCUCCAACACUGGCGGGUUACAAGUAUGCAUGCCAGGCCUGGAGGUUUGGCGGUACAUUGCUCCCGAACCCGGGCACGCGAUCGGUAAACGCGGGAGACUCCUUGACUGCCUUUCCGAAAAGCGCUCUUCGAUCGUGUUUGCACCGGAUUGAGCCUCACGCCCGACUUGUGACAGACCAAGUUCUCCCUCGUCUAUCUAUGCGUCCGGAAUAUGACACACGUUUUCACCGCGAGUGA